AUGAUGGCUAACAAUCAAGUACCACUCAACGGCACCAAAGCAAAGCACGACCGCCGCGUCGCUGCCGUUCAUUAUAUCCAGGACAAGUUUGGAGAAGACAAGGUCAAGGUUGUCGAUCCUGCAAAGGUCCUCCAGAAGAGAGGCACCUCCACAUCCAGCACGACCGACUCGAGCGCCGCCACGGAUGGCCUCGAGAACCAUUACAACUGUCUGACCGAGAAGUUUGACCCGAGCUCUGUGGCAUCUAUCCUCGUGGGUCUCUUUCGAGAAAUCCCGCGGUGGGAAUACGGAUCAGUGGUCAACUUUGCUGCGUACGGAGGGGGUUACCCCCAGGACGGGGAUGCCGAGUUUGCUGCGCUCCGUCUGUGGGAGGCAGCGGAACAGUGGAACAGCUACGAUCUCGGCGUCAAGUUUGCCUGGGUGGACAAUCUCGAGGAUGCGGCGUUCGUGCUGGAGUAUGGUGGCGACAAAGAGGGCGUCCUGGCGUCGGCGUUCUUCCCCAAUUCUCAGCCCCUGAGCACCAUGUUCGUGUACAAAAAGGCACUCGAAACCUCCGAUACGUAUCGCAAGAUACUCAAGAAUAUCUUUCUCCACGAACUUGGACACGUUCUAGGCCUACGCCACGAGUUUGCUUUGGAUCCCCACCGCUUCGAGGGCGGCGCGUUGAUCUACGGCGCGAGAAACCCCAAGUCGGUCAUGAGCUAUGAGUUCCCCCCGGAGGUGCAGGAGAGCGAUAUCACCGAUACAAAGGGAUUUUACAAGCUCAAAGGUCUGGACUCUGGGAUGCUAAAGAUUAAGGAUUACAUUCCGGGAUGA
Emericellopsis cladophorae is the source of this 816-nucleotide messenger RNA. RefSeq names its product metallopeptidase. Gene Ontology annotation, biological process: proteolysis. Bases 1 to 816 code for a protein of 271 amino acids. Gene Ontology annotation, cellular component: extracellular matrix. Gene Ontology annotation, molecular function: metalloendopeptidase activity; zinc ion binding. The record is from RefSeq and is a predicted model, not a curated record. The transcript has a single exon. NCBI's taxonomy places the organism in Eukaryota, Fungi, Ascomycota, Sordariomycetes, Hypocreales, Bionectriaceae.